This is a messenger RNA of Mesocricetus auratus (golden hamster), 1071 nucleotides long. It is a transcript of the gene Cd79a, whose product is annotated as CD79a molecule. Lineage: Eukaryota; Metazoa; Chordata; Mammalia; Rodentia; Cricetidae. The coding region runs from base 87 to 758 and encodes 223 amino acids. The transcript has 5 exons. Gene Ontology annotation, cellular component: B cell receptor complex; membrane; external side of plasma membrane. Gene Ontology annotation, biological process: B cell differentiation; B cell receptor signaling pathway. Gene Ontology annotation, molecular function: transmembrane signaling receptor activity. The record is from RefSeq and is a predicted model, not a curated record.
AACAGGAAGUGAGGUGGAGUGUGGGGUGGAAUCUGGUACCUCAGGGCUGCUGCAACCCAGACGCCUAACCAACCCACUGGGAGAAGAUGUCAGGGGGCCCAGGAGUUCUCGGAGUCCUGCCUCUCUUCCUUGUCUUCCUGUCCGAAGCCUGCCUAGGCCCUAGAUGCCAGGCCCUGAAGAUAGAGGUUCCACCAUCAGUGACAGUGAGCAUGGGUUCGGAGGCCCGCCUCCCCUGUGAACACGAUGGCAGCAAUCCUAAUGUCACAUGGUAUUAUGGUUUUCAGACCAACUCCAACAACAACUCCAAACCCUCAGUGUUACUGGGUCCUGGUCUGGGGCCCAGAGGUGAGCUGGUCAUCUCUAACGUAAACAAGAGCCAUAAGGGCAUAUACAGAUGCCUCGUGCAGGAAAAGAGUGUGCACCAGUUCUCCUGUGGUACCUACCUCCGUGUGCGUGAUCCAGUCCCUAGACCCUUCCUGGACAUGGGGGAAGGCACCAAGAACCGUAUCAUCACGGCUGAAGGGAUCAUCUUGCUAUUCUGUGCAGUGGUGCCAGGGACGCUGCUGCUAUUCAGGAAGCGAUGGCAGAACGAGAAGUUCGGGGUAGAUAUGCCAGAUGACUAUGAGGAUGAAAAUCUUUACGAGGGCCUGAAUCUUGAUGACUGCUCUAUGUAUGAGGACAUCUCCAGGGGACUCCAGGGCACCUACCAGGAUGUGGGCAGUCUCCACAUUGGAGAUGUCCAGCUGGAGAAGCCGUGACAGACAUGCCCCCUCCCCCGCACCGUCCCAUGCCCCAUCCUGCUGUGUCCCCUGUCCCUACCUGCCACAUGCCCAACGCCAGCCAGCAUCCCUGCCUCACAGCUCUUCCCCUGGAGUCCCCUUCUCCUGGUGUGCCACCCUGGCCUCUCUCCCCCCCUAAUUCUGUCCUUCCCCAAGUCUGUCCAGCUCCAGUGGGUAAUGAGCCCUUAAUUGCUGCCUCUAGGGGAGCUGAUUACAGCAGCCUCGUUAGUGUCACCCCCCCCUCCCAGAUCUGUCAUGGCCACUUACGUGCUAAUAAAUCCUUGCCAAAGCA